Molecule: messenger RNA, 4794 nt
Organism: Mytilinidion resinicola
Lineage: Eukaryota; Fungi; Ascomycota; Dothideomycetes; Mytilinidiales; Mytilinidiaceae
Exons: 8
Coding region: 1-4794 (1597 amino acids)
Molecular function (GO): protein binding
Source: RefSeq, a predicted model, not a curated record
AUGGAAUCUAAGGAAGAAUCGGACCUUGCGGCAAUAUGGAGCGCUGCCGUUCGCGAGUAUGAGAAACGAACUGGGAAAUCCAUGGACCCCAGAUUCGUGAUAUUCAAGAGUAUGGAUGAAGUAAUGAAAGGAACGGAGAAGGAAUCACAAAGCUUUGGAGGCUUUCGACAUGAUGGAUCUAAAGUCGACAAGGUCCGGGCCGCUUUCGGAAACAAUUUGGGCACUAUACAGAAAGUCUUAAAUGGAAUUCAGACGGUGGGGAAUGUUGCCGCGGUCUUCCCGCCAGCCAUGCCGGUUUCGCUGGUAUUCACCGCAUUUGGUCAAGUUCUUCAGUCAUUCGUUGCCGUAAAAGCAGAUUAUGACAAAGUGGAGAGAUUCUUUGCAAACUCGCAGAGAUUCCUUGAUCGCCUGUCGAUUCUGGAGAAAAAAACACCUUCUCAUGAGAAAUGGCUUUCCGCCCUUUGGGACGGUACUGAUUCGGACCUCGAAGCUGCUUACUCGCAAAUGGAGACCGCAAUCGAGGAGCUUGGCCAAGCCGUUGGGUUUGCAACAUUUCGAGAGAUUCGAGAAACCCGUGAGGAAUUGCACAUCGUAGACGGCAAAGUCGACAAAGUGCAAUCAAGCGUCUUGGAAAUCCACCAGAAAGUCGGCGUGACCAACGAGUAUCUUCAUCAUGCCAAUGAGGGAAUCAAAAAUGUUGACCAGAACAUUACCGGAGUGAAAACCGAACUCCAAAAAAUGACGAUGCUGUUUACCGAAUCUAUCAAGGAGACGCAGAACCAAAACCUGAGAGAAAUGUCUCGUCUCAAAGCCCAGGAGCCACAGAAGAACCAGAAGAGUCAUGCCAAUAGCAAGAUGGACGUCUUGGAAAAGAAGCAUGCUGCGCUCGAGGAGAUCCGGAAACAUUUCAAAUUUGAAUUCUCGGAUUGGUCAAAUACUAGGGCCCAACUCAAAGCUCAAAUAAAGGACAUUCGAGAGGACAUCGUCCCAGGGACCGCCAAAUGGCUGUGCAAUGAUCAAAAGUUUACGGAAUGGAUCCAAGGUCCAAAUCCAGUACUUUGGAUAACUGGUGGCGAGGGCACGGGAAAGAGCUUUCUAGCGUACGCAGCGGCAGAAGAAUUGCGGAAGAAAUAUGAUGAUCAGGACCGAAUUUCAGUCGCCUACUUCUGCUUCAGAGAAGAAGCCGGCCUCCAAUCUAUCGAGAACUGUCUUGCCAGCCUCGCUCUGCAGAUUGCAGAGCACGAUGGGAAAUAUCGCGAUCAGUUACGAGCCGAACUGAAGCGUGAAACAGACGAAACCACAUGGCAACGGUUCUUCACCAACAGAUAUACAGCAAAAUCAGAUGGGCGUUUGUUCUUGGUCUUAGACGGACUAGAUGAGUUGAACGGAAGCAAAGCAAGCUCAACUUUGAUUGAAUACCUUGCCCAACGCGAGGAAGGCAACUUGCAUAUUCGAAUGCUACUUUCAUGUAGGAGGACUCUGUCCUCUACAAUCGCGCCUUUAAAUCCGGAGAUCUUGACAUUGACAAGAGAGAACCUUUCUUCCGAUAUGACGCUUCUGAUCAAAUCUCGUUGCAACUCCCUGCCAAGGCUAAAAAAGUUCCCAAGACCAGUGCUACGUGAGAUUUUGAAAAAAGUGAAGAGCAAGGCAGAUGGAAUGCUUUAUAUCGAACACAUGCUACGCCGUCUCAGCUACAUUGGUCGUCAAGGUGCAGUGCUGAAGGAUCUGGAGAAAAAUCUUCCCGAUGACCUCCAGGCCCUGUACCAGCUGCUUCUAGAUGAAUGUCACAGAGGAAGAACUGAUGCACAGUACAAGGCAUUGAAGAGGCUUUUUGCGUGGCUCGCUUACUCCAAACGAUCGUUGACUCUGGAAGAAGCCGAAGACUUAGUGAAGAUGACUGUUCCAGAUGGCUCAUUUGAUGUCGAAGAUGAAAUCAUUGGCCCGCCUCGAAGUAGUUUCACACAUUUCAAAAUGAUGUAUCUCGGAAUUCUGAAAUAUCUUCGAGGUGCUUCAGACGCCAUCAAACAGGUAAUUUUGGAACUCGCACGAACUGUCGAUGACGAAGAAGACGGCAUCGACGAAGGGGACGAUGACAGUGACAGUGCCGUUGAGAAAGUCGAUCUCGAGCAGUUGGGCAAUGAGCAAGCUAACUUGACUUUUCAAGAACGCUCUCUCCGAGAGUUCUUCAAAGCCGUCGACGUCGACGAUACGGGCUUGCGCACACCUCCCUCCACUGCCCAUUUCACGAUCUUCGAGAUGGCGACAUCAACCCUGAUCACCGCUGCGCAAAAGGACAUUCGAAAAGAUGCACCUGUCCUUUCUUCGUAUGCUGCGAAUUACUGGUAUCAACAUCUCAUCGAAAUUGACCUGGAAAACACUUCAGAUGUUGAGACCAUUCAGGUCCUCAAUGCGCUUCAAGGUAUUCUUAGCAACGCCCACAAUGUUUCGGUAGUCAUCGAAACUUUCGAGAUGUCUGCAAAAGAUACGUACCCGGAUAGUGGCUCUACGAAAAAAGUCACUUGGAUCGACGUAAUGAUGAGGUGGAUUGCGAAAGGAGCGGGAAUUAAAGACCUUGCUCUUCCUUCCGAGACUAGAGAAUGGAUCUCUAGCUUCUCAGAGGAUCGUGCGGGCGUCCUGAUUCCUUUAGCUCGUGGGCAUGUUAAUAACUGGUAUAGGUCAAGAACUCAUUGGACCAUUAAUCGGGGAUUCAGCUUUGCCAAGGCUGCUCUCGAAGUCUGGAAAAGUCCAGACGAAAAUCCUGACAACAUGGCAAAAAUUCAGCAAAUCGCUGACCGCUUUCCUGACAUUCAGGGCGGUGCCGGUAAAAUGAGAGCCAUAGGAACCAUGUUGACCUGGGAGGACUCCGAAAAAGCAGUCGAAUACCUGCGCGAGGCCUUUGAUCUAUACGACAACAACAAGGACAAGUUCUGCUGUGGCUGGUUACUGGCUGAUGCCUACGAGAAUCUUGCUAAACGAGAAGAAGCGGUUGACGCCAUCGACAAAGCGCUUGCGACUCUUCCGCCUGACUGGAAAGAGGAUACCGACUUUGUUGAAUGGAAGGAAUGGGUGCUUAUUACAAAAGCUUCACUCUUGUCCGAUCUUGAAAGGACGCAAGAUGCCAUUGACGCCUACAACGAAGCGAGAACUGUCAAUCAAAAUAAUACUAUCGGCGGUUGGCGACUCAAUUCUAUGGCGAAACUUCUCACCCAGGACAACGAUCCAGAAGGGCGACGACUACUUGAUAUGCUGCGUUCUUGGACGACCCAAGAACGAUGCGAAUAUCUUGAUUGGAUUCUGGAUAUCACCGAGUGGAGAGCAGUUGAUCCAAUCUGUCGGUCCGCGAAGAUGAACAACGACGAGGGGUUAAAAUUUCUUAACGAUAUCGUAAAGGAGUACGAGCAGUACCGCCCAGCAAAGUCCCCUCGCAUUCUCUUCCUUCAUUCAGAGCUUGCCGCUUUCUUUGGCCAAGUGCUAGGUGACGAGAAGAAAGCCAAGGAGAUGUAUCACGAUAUUCUCGCCACAACAGUCAAAGAAGAGGAUCUAGAGGGCCUGCAAUCUACCUUCUUCUCCACGAGGCUAGGACUGGCAAACUUAAUCUUCUCAGAGUUUCUCUCGUCAACCGAACCAGCUCAGAAAGUCGCGUUGCUGGAAGAAAUGAGGAAUCUUCCCGCAGCUUCCUUCGCGGAAGAAUCCGAACAAGAUCUUGACCAGUCGCAAGUGGGCGUGAUGUUAGCUAUCAUGCUGCGUUCACUAGGCCCUGCGAUCGAGUAUCAAGCUCACAUGCAGAAGGUCUUCCAGAAGUGUGUGAAUGGUCUCACCGAUGCGGAAGGCUGGAAUGACAUGAGCAGCUUUCGGUUGCUCUCAAAGGUACUAGCUUGUAUGGAAGGGCUGGAAAGAGAUGCUCUCAUUGCUCUAUCUUGCCAGUUCUCUGUGAUGAAUCCGGAACUCAUCCAAAACGAUAGCUCAUCAAGCAAAUCUUCGGAGAAUGGCGACGAAGCGGACGACGCUGCUCAAACUAAGGAAGGUGGUCAAACCGAGCCUACGGAUGCCGACAGCCCGAUCACAAACGAGCCGGCCAAAGAGGCGGGCAUUAAAGAUACCAUCAAAGCCGAUGCCCUUGAUGAAACCGAAAUCAACAGGAGUAUCAAAGAAACGCCAGAUCCAGUCGAAAGCAUCGUGAUUAGAUCUACAACCACGACCAUAACAACAAUGACGAAUGACCCGAACUUCGAACCCGAUACUACCGCCGGUGCAAGCGAAGAGACCGAAAAUGUUCAAGUAGAAGGUAGUCCUGAUAAGAGUACCAAGGCAGAUACUGAUUUAGAACCUGUGCAUGCUCUCGUGGCCUCAAGCGACUUACUCGAGGCUUCAGACGACGCGAAGCCGGCGAAACUGGACAAUCCAACGCUAGAAAGAGCACCCGACGAGGAAAUAGCGGGCUUCUCUGUGUGGUGUGACGGCCAAUGCGGCACUAAAGUAGAUUCUUGGACAACACCCAUCUACUACUGCAUCAUCUGCGCCUGUACCGAUCUAUGCACGUCGUGCCACGCGGAAAGGCUUGGUCAAAAUCAUGGCGCACCGUCUGAAUCUUGGAAAACAGUUUGCGGAAAAGAUCAUAAGUACAUCAAAGGCCCUAUCGAGGGUUGGAAAGGAGUGAAAAACGGUGUGAUGCGCUUAGAGGACGAAGAGAUUCCUUUCCAGGAGUGGUUGAAGGAUCUAGAAGAGAAGAGGUGGAAGGAUGCGUGGACUACCUUCUGGAAGGGUGGUAGUGGCAUCAAGGACAUUGGCACUUGA